Candidula unifasciata is the source of this 437-nucleotide messenger RNA. NCBI's taxonomy places the organism in Eukaryota, Metazoa, Mollusca, Gastropoda, Stylommatophora, Geomitridae. The record is from the annotation of a GenBank genome assembly.
GGUGGCCUGUGGCUUCCUUACGAUUCUGCUACUUUCGAAGAACAGCCACUCUCAGAACCAACAUCGCCAAGUUUCAGAUCGCCGAUAUCGACUAUACACUGUGCACGCACUACGUUUAUGGGUACGCGCAAAUUGACAACAUCUCCAGGACAAUUGUUGCCCAGGAUCCAACCACAGAGGAGGGAACCGACGGACUAUACAGGCAGUUUGUGACUGCCAAGAUCAGGUUCCCUUCUAUUAAGACAAUGCUGUCUUUGGGAGGGCCUGGCAUUGAAGCCGUUCGACAGUUAGAGUCCAUGGGACGCAACGACAUGAUUCUCCAGGGAGUUGCCUUGUCUGUUGUCCCGUUCCUACGAAUGCGUGGAUUCGAUGGUCUGGAGGUUGACUGGGCAACCUAUACCGAGACAGCCAAGAACACCCACGCUAGACUUCUCACG